AUGUCAGCCAAGACUUUCAUCGUCACCGGGUCUUCGCGAGGCAUCGGUCUCGCAAUAUCCAAGUACCUCCUCACGGCACCUCAAUCCCACAACGUAGUCGUGAUCGCCCGCAGCACCGAGCCUCUCCAGAAGCUCAAAGACCAGUAUCCCAAGCAAGUCGAGGUACUGACCGGUGAUCUCACGGAUUUCUCUCUUGGUCAAAAGGCUGUCGAUCUGGCACUGAAGACGUUUGGGCGCCUAGAUGGAUUGGUUCUCAAUCAUGGCGGGCUAGGCCAAGUGGGAAAUGUCGCGGAGGCGAACCCCGAACAGUGGAAACAGGGACUUGAUCUCAAUUUUAUCAGCUUGGUGGCUUUUGUCAAAGCUGCGCUCCCCGCUCUCCGCGAGUCAAAGGGUAGAAUCGUCUUCACUUCGUCCGGUGCUUCCGUCUCCGCCUUCAAAGGCUGGGGUCUUUACGGCGCCAGCAAGGCAGCCAUGAACCACCUCGCCUUGACUCUUAGCGCAGAAGAGCCUGAUGUCACUUCCGUGGCAAUUGAACCGGGUAUGGUCGAUACUGAAAUGCAGCGAGAGAUACGUGAAGAUCUUGCUACUACUCUGGACCCUCAAUUUCAUUCGUUGUUUACCACGGUCCAUAAAGAGGGCCAACUGCUCAGACCUGAACAGCCGGGUCAUGUCAUUGCUAGAGCAGUGAUUGAUGCUCCGAUGUCGUUGACCGGGAAAUUUUUAUCAUGGAACGAUCAAGCUCUGAAAGCGUUUCAAUAG
This is a messenger RNA of Talaromyces amestolkiae, 759 nucleotides long. RefSeq lists its product as uncharacterized. Gene Ontology annotation, molecular function: oxidoreductase activity, acting on NAD(P)H, oxygen as acceptor. Gene Ontology annotation, cellular component: intracellular anatomical structure. The record is from RefSeq and is a predicted model, not a curated record. Bases 1 to 759 code for a protein of 252 amino acids. Lineage: Eukaryota; Fungi; Ascomycota; Eurotiomycetes; Eurotiales; Trichocomaceae. The transcript is spliced from 4 exons.